This is a messenger RNA of Porites lobata, 7532 nucleotides long. NCBI's taxonomy places the organism in Eukaryota, Metazoa, Cnidaria, Anthozoa, Scleractinia, Poritidae. The record is from the annotation of a GenBank genome assembly.
AUGGCGGCAGAUUUGAGUGUCGCCAAUGCUGUUGUUGUUAUUCAGGUAAAUCAAAUAGAAACCACUGUCCCAAGACAACUUUGUAGAUUACUAAGUUGUACAAGAUUAUCUAAAUAUUGUCUUGUUUGUAUGCCCAUCAACAGGCACAAAUUCGAGGAUUCCUAGUUCGUAAAAAACUCCAAGAAGUCCGUAAGGAAUUUGAAGAAGUUCUACAAGAGUUAGAAAGCGACGUAAAAUUCGUGUGCUGGAAGAAAAAGGAUUUAGCGAUGCCACUGGUAACUUCCGAUCCCAAAUUAUUUAAGAGCACAAAUGAUGAAUCAAACCUUGUUAGCAGAGAAAAUGACAAUGAAAUAACAAGGAAACAAGGCUUAUUAAAGGAGGGAUUGCGUAGUUGUAGCAACGUCGACGAGACCGGUGGUCAUUCACUUGGAAAUGAAGUACUAAAUGAAUUACAUACCGAUCAAGUUGAAAAAGAGGAAAUUAUAGACCAUGACGGAACUAUACCGGAAAGAACUUCAAGAUCUGCAAGAUGUGAUGAUGAUUUUCGAAAGAACCUGGAAUUUCUUCCUGAGAAUGAGGUGGUCGAAAUGGAAAGUGGAAGCGAGAAAAGGCCUCACCCUGCAGAAAAAAGACUUGAAAGGCGAGAAGAUUUAGGUGGUCAUGAAGAAUUCGAAGAGAGAGGAUCUGAUUUGGGGGCUGAUAGAUUACCCCAAGAAAGAACGUUGUAUUCUUCUUCAGAUAUUCCUUUAAAUGGCGCUAUCAAUCCUCUGUUGUCCAGUAACGAGGAAGUAAAGGGAAAAGAACAUAACAAUGGAUCUAAAGCAUCGCCCAUGGAUUUGGGGCAAAGGAGAUCUUAUUUGAGGGAUCAGGCACUUCUCAGUGAUAGUUGGAUGAGUGACAGAUCAUUUGGUAAGCUAACAAUUAACAGCCGCUGUUUACAGUUAUACAGUGUGGGACAAUGUUAAUUUAAAACUUUUAGACAGAUAAAAAUAGAUGGGGCUGUAAGGACUUAAGCCCAUUUUUCACCAAAAUUAAAAGAAUUCUUUUUUGAUCAUAGUACAGUGGAACCCCGUUAAUACAGACACCAACAGGACACGCUAUAGUGUCCGUAUUAAGUGGAUUAAUUUUAGAGAAAAUAUAUAACCCUCUAUUUUGUCGGGACAAACUGUCUGUCAUAUACAGUUGUCAGUAUAAGCUGGUCCUGGGGGGGGACUCCCAUAUGAAACAGACGGGGAUGCUCGUCGGAAAUUUUGAAUUUAACCCCGAAAGGAGACCAUCUGUGCGUGGCUCAAGCAAAUUUUGACCCCUUAAAGAGACCGCUUAAAAACACACAAAUACGACAUGCAACGAGUUUUGAUGAUAUAAAGACAUAAUCAUCGAAUGCUUUUAUCUAAAAGUAGUUUUUAAAAGCAUUGUCAUAAAUCUCAAGCUCUUCGCAGAGCACACAUGUCCAAUAUACACAAACGGAUACGAUUCGUCAAACUGAUGGUCCAUUGGUACCAAUGGUACGAUUGGUACCAAUAGAAAAGCACCCUAUUCCAAUGGUUCUGUUGGUGCAUAUGCAUCUAAUUAAGGGGACUUAGAUUAUUUUCCCAUGUGACCUGGUUGGAUACAGGGCAAUUCCAAUGGUCUAUUGGUACCAAUGGUACGAUUGGUACCAAUGGAAAAGCACCCUAUUCCAAUGGUUCUAUUGGUGAAUAUGCAUCUCAUUAAGGGGACCUAGAUUAUUUUCCCAUGUGACCUGGCUGGGUACAGGGCAAUUCCAAUGGUCCAUUGGUACCAAUGGUACGAUUGGUACCAAUGGAAAAGCACCCUAUUCCAAUGGUUCUAUUGGUGAAUAUGCAUCUCAUUAAGGGGACCUAGAUUAUUUUCCCAUGUGACCUGGCUGGGUACAGGGCAAUUCCAAUGGUCCAUUGGUACCAAUGGUACGAUUGGUACCAAUGGAAAAGCACCCUAUUCCAAUGGUUCUAUUGGUGAAUAUGCAUCUCAUUAAGGGGACCUAGAUUAUUUUCCCAUGUGACCUGGCUGGGUACAGGGCAAUUCCGAUGGUCCAUUGGUACCAAUGGUGCGAUUGGUACCAAUGGAAAAUGAUGCCAUUCCAAUGGUUCUAUUGGUGCAAAACAAGUUCACUUUUACACCAAGUGAAAACGCGCUAAUAAUUAUUAUGAACAUUCCUCGUUCUAUAAGAAAACCACGCAAAACAAGUUCGCUUUUACAUCAAGUAAAAGCGCUCUAUAAUUCUUAUGAAUAUUCCUCGUUCUAUAUCCCAAUCACGCAAAACAAGUUCGCUUUUACACCAAGUAAAAGCGCGCUAUGAUUCUUAUGAAUAUUCCUCAUUCUAUAAGCCAACCAUGCAAAACAAGUUCGCUUUUACACCAAGUAAAAACGUGCUAAUAAUAAUGAAUAUUCCUCAUUCUAUAAGCCAACCACGCAAAACGAGUUCGCUUUUACACCAAGUAAAAACGCUCUAAUAAUUAUUAUGAAUAUUCCUCGUUCUAUAAGCCAACCAUGCAAAACAAGUUCGCUUUUACACCAAGUAAAAACGCUCUAAUAAUUAUUAUGAAUAUUCCUCGUUCUAUAAGCCAACCACGCAAAACAAGUUCGCUUUUACACCAAGUAAAAACGCGCUAAUAAUUAUUAUGAAUAUUCCUCGUUCUAUAAGCCAACCACGCAAAACAAGUUCGCUUUUACACCAAGUAAAAGCGUGCUAUAAUUCUUAUGAAUAUUCCUUGUUCUAUAAGCCAGCCACACAAAACAAGUUAAAACAAGUUCGCUUUUACACCAAGUAAAAGCGCGCUAUGAUUCUUAUGAAUAUUCCUCGUUCUAUAAGCCAACCACGCAAAACAAGUUCGCUUUUACACCAAGUAAAAGCGUGCUAUAAUUCUUAUGAAUAUUCCUCGUUCUAUAAGCCAGCCACACAAAACAAGUUAAAACAAGUUCGCUUUUACACCAAGUAAAAGCGUGCUAUAAUUAUUAUGAAUAUUCCUCGUUCUAUAAGCCAACCACACAAAACAAGUUGCCUUCUACACUAAGUAAAAAUGCGCUAAUAAUUAUUAUGAAUAUUCCUCGUUCUAUAAGCCAACCACGCAAAACAAGUUCGCUUUUACACCAAGUAAAAGCGCGCUAUAAUUAUUAUGAAUAUUCCUCGUUCUAUAAGCCAACCAUGCAAAACAAGUUCGCUUUUACACCAAGUAAAAACGCGCUAAUAAUUAUUAUGAAUAUUCCUCGUUCUAUAAGCCAACCACACAAAACAAGUUGCCUUCUACACUAAGUAAAAAUGCGCUAAUAAUUAUUAUGAAUAUUCCUCGUUCUAUAAGCCAACCACGCAAAACAAGUUCGCUGUUACACCAAUUAAAAACGCGCCAUAAUUCUUUUGAAUAUUCCUCGUUCUAUUGGCUAACCACGCAAAACAAGUUCGCUUUCACACAAAGUAGAAACGCGCUAAUAGUUACAAAGCAAGGGCGACCUAUAUAUCUAGCGCUAAUAAUAUCUCAAGGUGCUGCGAGUAUAACAAACAUCGUACGAACAUUAAAAUUGAAAGGGAACGCGUCACUGUCGUGUUCGUUCUGUUUAUUGUGAUUCACGAGCAAACAACAACAUGACAUAUGAAUGUCUUCUUUCCUGUACGCAAGCACUAUUUUUUGGUAAUUCUUACUCGUUAAAAGAACCCGAAACAACGCGGAAAGGCGCGAAACUAGCAAAGUGGUAUUGAGGCAACAGGUUUUAACAACUGUACUCAACUCACUGUGAAAUUAACUUCUGAAAUUUCUUAGCGCAAUUUCAUUAUCUACAUGAAGAGUUUCCGAAAAGGGUGGUUAUAUCAUGCUGUUGGUUAUGACUUUGUAUUGUAUUUGGUGGCUCCCAAGAGAGCCGUUUUAUAUUCAAGUGACUGAGUCACUUUUGACUGUUGACGUGGGGUUUGUCGUGGUAACCCAUUGAGGUACACCAGUUUGCUAUAAUCAACGUCAUAGUAAAACCAUUGAUGUAUUUAAUGUCAACGUUGUCGUUGACAAAUUGUAUUUGCCGUGCUCUUUUCUCGGCUGUAGCUUGCAAUGAGGCCCAGGACUGAGCUAGAAGAAUCCAUCUACUGAUGAUUUCAGGAUUGCACCCGUUGCCGUGGAAAAACAGCAGAAGUUUGAAUGUCUCCUUAUCACUCAUAAACAUGUGAAUCGACGGAGAUUUUUAUUUUAUAAUGGAUGCAUAUUCACCAAUAGAACCACUGGAAUGACAUCAUUUUCUAUUGGUACCAAUCGUUCCAUUCGUACCAAUAGACCAUUGGAAUUGCCCUUUACCCAGCCAGACCACAUGAGAAAAUAAUCUAACUCUCUUAAUGAGAUGCAUAUUCACCAAUAGAACCAUUGGAAUAGGGUGCUUUUCUAUUGGUACCAAUCGUACCAUUGGUACCAAUGGACCAUUGGAAUUGCCCUGUACCCAGCUAGACCACAUGAGAAAAUAAUCUAAGUCUCCUUAAUGAGAUGCAUAUUCACCAACAGAACCAUUGGAAUAGGGUGCUUUUCCAUUGGUACCAAUCGUACCAUUGGUACCAAUGGACCAUUGGAAUUGCCCUGUAUCCAGCCAGACCACAUGAGAAAAUAAUCUAAGUCCCCUUAAUGAGAUGCAUAUUCACCAAUAGAACUAUUGGAAUAUGGUGCUUUUCUAUUGGUACCAAUCAUACCAUUGGUACCAAUGGACCAUUGGAAUUGCCCUGUACCCAGCUAGACCACAUGAGAAAAUAAUCUAAGUCCCCUUAAUGAGAUGCAUAUUCACCAACAGAACCAUUGGAAUAGGGUGCUUUUCCACUGGUACCAAGCGUAUCAUUGGUACCAAUGGACCAUUGGAAUUGCCCUGUACCCAGCCAGACCACAUGAGAAAAUAAUCUAAGUCCCCUUAAUGAGAUGCAUAUUCACCAAUAGAACUAUUGGAAUAUGGUGCUUUUCUAUUGGUACCAAUCAUACCAUUGGUACCAAUGGACCAUUGGAAUUGCCCUGUACCCAGCUAGACCACAUGAGAAAAUAAUCUAAGUCCCCUUAAUGAGAUGCAUAUUCACCAAUAGAACCAUUGGAAUAGGGUGCUUUUCCAUUGGUACCAAUCGUACCAUUGGUACCAAUGGACCAUUGGAAUUGCCCUGUACCCAGCCAGACCACAUGAGAAAAUAAUCUAAGUCCCCUUAAUGAGAUGCAUAUUCACCAAUAGAACCAUUGGAAUAGGGUGCUUUUCCAUUGGUACCAAUCGUACCAUUGGUACCAAUGGACCAUUGGAAUUGCCCUGUACCCAGCCAGACCACAUGAGAAAAUAAUCUAAGUCCCCUUAAUGAGAUGCAUAUUCACCAAUAGAACCAUUGGAAUAGGGUGCUUUUCUAUUGGUACCAAUCGUACCAUUGGUACCAAUGGAGACCCUUCUUAUCACCACUAACACCAAUGGAGUCUAUUUGUGAGUAUUGGACAACCCUCUCGCAGAGCCCUAAACGAGACCUCGGCGGCUUAAAAUAUUGGUGCUUUGCCCGGAACACCCUAAGCGAGACCAAAAUCCAAAAUUUACACCCCUAAGCGAGACGACGAGCAUCCCCGUCUGUUUCAUAUGGGAGUUCCCCCCCCGGGAAGCUGGUGUCCGUACAGCAGGGGUUCACUGCACUGUUUAUGUGGCAUUUUUGUACAUUAUGAUUAUCAGUGACAAGAGUGCUUUGUUUAAACCUUAGAGGGGGGUACUCCGGAUUUCAAGUGAUGGGGGUCAUUGAAUAGAGGCAAAAAUCAAAACGCGAAAAACGUCCUCAGGGCUUCCAACAAAACCCAAACAAUAUCCAAAAAUUAACCCCCCAAAAAUCCCAUGCCAAAGUUCCCAUCCCUAACAAGUUCGGUUGUACAUUUCUGCAGAACUAGAACACGGCGCAAUACGUGAGCUAUACCAUGAAUCUUCAGAUUGUUUUGAAUACCCCCAAAAAUUUCAACGCCCAAAAAACUUCCAUCAUCCUCAUCACUUGAAAUCCGAAGUAGCUUCCCUCCCCCCCACCCCCCACCCCUUGGGCAUUUAAAAAGCUAAUUUUGAUGGUCUAUUCCUCAAGCAAGGUUAUGUAUAAAAUCCUAAGGCAAAUGCAUGUUAUGAUUUGGGACCAGGUUAAUUUUUGUUAAUGAAGGUUGGGGAGAUGGGGGGUGAGGUUAAGGGGUACUGGUACUGCAAAAGAGACAGUCUGCACGUUUUUCCAGAGGCUUGUACCUCUGAACAUGCUAUAGAUUAGCCUGCAUAGCAAGCAUUAAUUUGUUUUACCAGGGUGUUCAUUAGGCAUCGGAGAUUGGAGAAUUCUCUGUUUACAAUGAAAAAUUCUCCUGCUAACGUUCGGUAGCCUGUGACUAUUUUUAUUCAGAUGAGGAGUCUCUUUCAAAAUAUUUCUUUAGUAACAUUACCCCUUUCACCAUACUCCUGCUUCUAGAAUUCUUAAUGAAAACCCUGUUAUACACUGUAGACAGGCAAUACAUUGUUUUAUUUCUGCCCAUCAAUCCGGUGUUGUACAUGUCUCUUGUCAGAUCCAGUGGAAGAUGACAAAACAACAGCAUUUACUGACCUUCCCACUGAUCCUGUUAAACUACGUGAACUUAGAGAUCACAUUGGAAUGGAACUACUUUGGACAGAGCAAGCAAUACAAAGUAGGAAAAAGGUAAGAGCCAAGACUCCUUUAUUAUCCAAUACUACAUAAUUAUUUUCUUUACAACCAACCAUGCUUCUAGUACAAGCAUGUGGUAAUGGUCAGAUCAUGCAAAUGAGUCUCACCCAAAACACGGAGGGGUAAUAUUUAGAAUAAAAGUUUAGUGUACACUUUUAACAAGUGCACUCUCACGAGAAGGUCAUAAUAUUUCCUGACACGAACAUUGAAACUCGAUCCUUGAUCAUCGUGACGCGAGACUCCAUCCUCAAAAGUUUUGAGAAUUGAGAAUCAACUCUUGAGAAUCGAGUCUCAAGGAUCGAGACACAAGUGACUGUCAACUUACUUUUAAGUGGUACUGUAUGUAUCAUUCAUUCUAACUUUCGAAUCUGUGGACAAAAUCCUAUCAUAAGAACCUUUUUGUAGUAAAAGAACAGGAAACAUUGAGGUAUCUCUAGUUUUCAAAUCGUACAGUGCAGUCAAUACAGUUCACAUAUAACACGGUGUCAAUUUCAAGUGAGCGCCUUCCAGUGGUUGGUCGUUUGAUAUAGUUUGACUGCAUUGUGUGAUGGGAAGAUGCCAUUAUCCUCCAUUCAUGUUUAAAUGUUAUCAUUCAAAUGAAACUUCAGUGGCAGAACUUUUGCAUCAUAAGACUUAACAAAAAGAAAUAACGAAUUUUUUGGCAAGAAGGGGGGUGGGGGGGGGGGGUGAAUUUCCACUCUGGCCUCUGUUAAAAGUGAAAGAGAACUCUCCAUUUCUCUCCUAGUUUACACUCUGUGCCAGUACCAGUGGUGUUUGUUGAGAUUGCUAUGCAUGACUGAUUAGUUGUUAUGGUUGUUGUUUUCAGUACCUGAAUUUAAGAAAGGACCUGUCACAUCAAGAGUGUGGCUCUGAUUGA